Messenger RNA from Melanotaenia boesemani (Boeseman's rainbowfish), 3414 nucleotides. RefSeq names its product zinc finger and BTB domain containing 25 (gene zbtb25). The coding region runs from base 167 to 1516 and encodes 449 amino acids. NCBI's taxonomy places the organism in Eukaryota, Metazoa, Chordata, Actinopteri, Atheriniformes, Melanotaeniidae. The record is from RefSeq and is a predicted model, not a curated record. Gene Ontology annotation, cellular component: nucleus. Gene Ontology annotation, molecular function: protein binding; RNA polymerase II cis-regulatory region sequence-specific DNA binding; DNA-binding transcription factor activity, RNA polymerase II-specific. Gene Ontology annotation, biological process: regulation of transcription by RNA polymerase II. The transcript is spliced from 4 exons.
AGCAACUCAGUCUUCAGAUCACACAACAACACAAACAUCAAACCGGAUCACGUGACCAGCCCCUUUGACCUUUCCUCUCGCGAGACGUGACGCGGCUCUCCGCGAGAUCGCGUCUGCAGCAACAAAUCGGCUCCUGAAGACAAUCUGCUCGUUUCUGCGACGGGUCAUGGAGGUGUCGUCUCACAGCCUCUUCCUGCUGCAGCAGCUCAACGUGCAGAGAGAGUUCGGCUUCCUGUGUGACUGCACCGUCGCCAUCGGAAACGUCUACUUCAAAGCUCACCGGGCCGUGCUGGCCGCCUUCUCCAACUACUUCAAGAUGAUCUUCAUCCACCAGUCCAGUGAGUGUAUAAAGAUUCAGCCCACCGACAUCCAGCCGGACGUCUUCAGCUACCUGCUGCACAUCAUGUACACCGGCAUGUGUCCCAAACAGCAGGUGGACCAGAGCCGGCUGCAGGACGGCAUCAAGUUCCUUCAUGCCUACCAGCUGUGCCGGAAACCUGGCGAGGGUAACGUGGACGCCACCACAGAUGUGGUCCGCAUGUCCAACCUCUACGGCAUCCAGAUCUCCUCCCAGCUGGCCAACAAGGAGACACCAGGAGCCCCAAAGAGCACCACAGUGUCCCGUGGAGCCCCUGAGGAUGGGCGGUCUUCAAGCCGAGUGCGCUCCCACUCCCAGCUGUCCCUCGCAGUCGGACUGGAGGGCGUCCCUUUGGACCAUCAGGCCUCGUCGCUACGUAACGUCUGUUCUGCGGCUUCUGGAGACGACUCGGAUGUUUCAAAUCGUAUCAAGCAGGAACGUGUGGAUGAGGAGGAGGAUGGUGAAGAAGGGCCGGGGGCGGGGUCUCCAUCCCCAGCUCAAGGCAGCAGUCCUAGUCAGGUGUCCCUUUUCAAAGACCGGCCCCUGGUCCUGUUGUGUCCCCGCUGUGGAGAGCGCUGCUCCUCGCCAGAGGGCCUACAGGAGCACCUGUUCAGCCACGCCCUUGAUCCAGCCCGCCUUAUGGAGGGCCUGUCGCAAGGUGGCGAGCUGGACACCGGUGCAGAGGAAGGGACCCCGGGAGCUCAGGAGCAGCUGGACGCAGGUUGUCUGGAAGAGGCACUGAGGCAGAGCCAGGCGCUGGCUAACCAGCUAGCAGCAGAGCUGAGGAGGAGCCGUGGUGGAGGUGGGGUCGGCGGAGGGGUUAGCCCCGCCCCCGCUGUCAUGCACUCACGGAAACGAAAGAUUGCCUGUGCCGUCUGCAGCAUGCGCUUCUCCCACAAGAGCCAGCUGCAGGAGCACAUGUACACCCACACCGGCAAGCCCGGCCGCUACCACCGCUACAACCGUCUCUGCAGCCAGCUCUUCCAGGGCUCCGCCCACUUCUGUGAAGGUGGGGCUGACGUGGGUGGAGGGGGAGGGGCCUCAGCUGCCACGCUCUCUGAAGAUGCCAACAGGGACGCUCAGGACAACGGCAGCUCCUGCUACUCCCUGGACUCUGAGAUCUCUCAGGAGAGCGUGGACGGCGUGCCCGUCGAGUGAUGUCAUAUCUCUGACUGGAACUUUGUGUUCUGACGCUCUGUACCUGUGCAGGUGUGUGUGUAAAUCAGUCAUGUGAUCAUAGUGUGGUGCUGUGGUGGGAUUCGGCAGAGCCUCAGCGACCUGAGGAACCAGUUUGGACUGGUUUGGACCAGUUUGGACUGGUUUUGGGUGGUUCUUCCAGCAGACUGAAUCUCAGAACAUGUCAGGUUCCCACUGUUGGACUGUUUUAUGAACAUCACCUCUGAUCAUUGUCUGUCACUUUGUGUUCAUCUGUGUGAAGAUGAAGCAGCAGAGGACACGUGAGGAAGACUGUGAGGAAGAGGACGACCUGUCCGGAUCACGUGUUCAGGCUCAACCUGCAGGUUCAGUGUUAGCAGUGCCUUCCUGUGACGUCAAAGCUUGGUGACAAUCUGCAGCUCCGUCUGAAUCAGACUGUUCCUACUUGGUGGCUUCAGAUGACUUCCAGCUGAAGGGUCUCAGAUUCCAGAUUAAAAUGUGGAGGCGGUAUGGAGCAAAGACACGCGAACAUACAGAACUUAAUCCUUCAUUUUAAGCUAACCUCAUUCUUCUAGACCAGGAGUAGGCAAGUUUGUUCCUAGAUAGUCAUCCUGCAGGUGUGUUGGAGCAGGGAAAACCUGCAGGACUGUAGCUCUUUAGGACCAAACCAGCCCACACCAGUUCUAGAUGGAAGAAGUGUGCUACUCCACUCGGAUCAGUUCAGGUGUCUGGACCAGUUUCUAUGAAACAUUAGUCAUGUGAGAAAAUAAGUCCUUUCAGCUCAAAUGUUUUAAAUUUCAGGCUGUAAUAAAAAACAUCAGCUGUUAAAUUCUGUUUCUCCAACUUCAGAUAAACAAGCCGACAGAUCUCAAUGUGUCUUUAUUUACUGAACAGAAACUAAAAGUCAGAAUCAGUCUGAUGAUCCAGCAGCUUGUUGAAGCUUUCAUCCAACAUCUCCCAGCUGCUACUGACUCCUAACUCCUGGAAGCAGUAAGGAUGAUUCUAACUUUUGGUUUCUGUUCACUGAUGACAGGUUUGAUCUGUCCUUUAACACCUCAUGAAGAGCAGAUGGUUUUUAUGAUGUCCCGAUUUGUACAACAUUUAAAAUGGGUGUGAACUUAGUUUAAACAUGACUUUGUGUUUAACAUAGGACCUUGUGGUUCUAGUUUUACUUCUGUAUAUACUCUCUGUGAGGUCUUCUCUGGUCAGAAAUACCACCACCUAGCCUACUCAGAUCCAACCACAAAUAUUUCAUCACUGCAGAAGUUUUGUCAGCAAAAUAUGCGUCACAGAAAUCAUUCAGUCCAGUCCAGGCGGCGGGACUUCUGUUCAUCUGUUGAUUCAAUGUAAACACUGAGUUUAUGAGUUUAUUGUUAAUUUAUUGUUGCAGAUUUCUGGCUCUGCUCAGACAAGAGAGAAAUGGUCCACUUUAACUGCCAGACAGCACCAGUAGCUGCUGAAAGCACACAUUUGUCUCCCUCAGCUGGUUUGGAGAGAAGAACCAGUCAGCAGGGGGCGCUGUAGGUCCACGUGUCUGUAAUAACAGAGCAGUGGUCAUUAAGACCCAAACAGAACCAGAGAAACAUGAACAGAGUUCUGUGUCGGACAUGUUUGUUCAUGGUUAUUGUUUUUUAACAUGGCUUCUGAGAUAUGUUUGUUCCCUUCGUGGUUCCUGAUCCGGAACCACAGAACUUCUCUGGGUUGAACCAGCGAUGACAAUCUGGAUGAGAAGCUGGCUGAAGCUGCUGAUGGCUUUUCUGUGUACACAAGUGUGAAAGAUAAAUCCUGCAAGACGACAAAUCAGAAAAGUUUGGACAUUGUGGAAAAAAAUAAACACUCUUAAAUGAAAGUGGAAUCUCUGUGAACAAAGUGCCCUCUGAUUGUUCCGUAGAAGCUUUCUG